Molecule: messenger RNA, 1238 nt
Organism: Dimorphilus gyrociliatus
Lineage: Eukaryota; Metazoa; Annelida; Polychaeta; Dinophilidae
Source: the annotation of a GenBank genome assembly
ACUAUUUAUUUAUCCUAUUAUCGCCUAAAUCAUACUUCUACUAGUCCUUGUAUUAUGUAAAAAAACAUACUAAAAUGAGUAACGAAACAGACGAUGAAUUCGAAGACGCUUUAGAAUAUCAAGAAAAAGAAAAACUUAAGAAUUCUGAACAAAAUAAUUCAGAUAAAGAAGUGUCGGAUACUGAAGAACCAACAAAUAAAAAUGAAACAAAGAAUUUGGAAGACUCCGAUGAGGAGGCGAAAGCUGAGAAAGAGGAAUCAGAAGAAGAAAUACUUGAAAAAAAACGACUUCAGGAAGAGAGCCUUCUCAGUGAAGAAGAAUUAGAAGAAAAAUUUAAAUCCGCAUGUGAUUUAAAAUUAGAAGGAAACACACACUUUAAAACUUCCAACUGGGAAGAAGCAAUAUUCUCUUAUACUAGAGCAUUAGAAAUUUGUCCCUUAAGAUAUACUUCCGAAAGGUCUAAAUGUUUUUCCAAUAGGGCAGCUUGCUAUAUUAAACAGGAGGAUAAUGAAAAGGCUCUCAUAGACUGUUCGAAAGCUCUAACAUUAGAUGAAAAUUACGUCAGAGCAAGGCUAAGAAGGGCAAAUAUUUAUCAGAAUACUGACAAAUUAGACGACGCAUUAGAAGAUUAUCAAAAAGUUUUAAAACUCACUCCAAAUGAUCCAGAGGCAAGGGAAGCUUGUAUGAGACUUCCGGAACAAAUUAGGGUGAGAAAUGAGAAAAUGAAAGAAGAAAUGAUGGGUAAACUUAAAGAUUUAGGAAAUUUAUUCCUUAAGCCAUUUGGAUUAUCUACAAACAAUUUCAAAAUGCAACAAGAUCCAUCAACAGGAUCAUAUUCAGUGAACUUCCUUGACGGGGAAUUUACCAAAUCAAAUAAGAAACUUAAAAAGGCUAAUUUCAAACUUCCAGAAUCUGAAUUAAUAGAAAUUUUUGAACAAACUUGUCAUCCAGGAGCCUAUCAAGACUAUGGUGUUAAGCCUGUUGAUGGCGUAAACAGGCUAUCCGGUCCCGGUACAGGACUAGAAGAGUAUCCAGCUCUUACACAAUCUGGAGGUAAAUGGCCAACAAGAAUAGCAGAUCUUUGUGGCCAAAUUUUAGAAGAGUUAGAUGAACUAGAAAUUUAUGAAGAAUGGAUAAGAAGUGGGAAAUCCUUAGAAAAAUUUAAAACCAAUAUGUGUUCAGGAAGCGGCAUUAAAAAUCAAUGCCAAUCUAUGCCAAAGCAACAUGAAGAUUUAUAA